Sorex araneus (European shrew) is the source of this 904-nucleotide messenger RNA. It is a transcript of the gene EMC9, whose product is annotated as ER membrane protein complex subunit 9. NCBI's taxonomy places the organism in Eukaryota, Metazoa, Chordata, Mammalia, Eulipotyphla, Soricidae. Gene Ontology annotation, cellular component: EMC complex. The record is from RefSeq and is a predicted model, not a curated record. The transcript has 5 exons. Bases 261 to 881 code for a protein of 206 amino acids.
CGGCCUGGAGUUGGCGGAACUGGUUAAGGCGCUGCAGCCUCCGCUUAGGGGCGGAGCUCGGCGGCGCAACAUGCAAUCGGGACCGCCGGCGUUCGGGGCCCGGCUGGGGACGGUGGCUGCGGCCGACGGAGCCGGCGGGCUGUCUGCGGGCGGAGUCAGCGCCCCCACCGAACCCGAGUGAGGGGCUGUGUCCACGGGCGGAGGAGGGCACCGGCACGCUGCAGGGAGCUUCGCGGACGCGACCCGGAGCCCCGCUGGUCAUGGGAGAGGUGGAGAUCUCGGCGCGGGCCUACGUGAAGAUGUGCCUGCACGCUGCUCGGUACCCGCACGCCGCGGUCAACGGGCUGUUGCUGGCGCCCGCGCCGCGAACGCAAGAAUGCCUGUGCCUCACCGACUGUGUGCCCCUGUUCCACAGCCACCUGGCCCUGUCCGUCAUGCUGGAGGUCGCCCUCAACCAGGUGGAUGUGUGGGGUGAGCAAGCCGGGCUGGUGGUGGCUGGGUACUACCAUGUCAAUGCAGCUCUGGACGACCAGAGUCCUGGACCCCUGGCCUUGAAAAUCGCUGGGCGGAUUGCAGAAUUCUUUCCCGAAGCAGUGCUGAUCAUGCUGGAUAAUCAGAAACUGGUGUCUCAGCCUCACGUGCCCCCAGUCAUCGUCCUGGAGAGUCAUGGUCCCCGCUGGGUCCCAAAAGACAAGAACUUAGUGAUGUGGAGGGAUUGGGAGGAGUCUCGUCAGAUGGUGGGAGCACUGCUGGAGGGUCGAGCCCACCAGCGCCUCGUGGACUUUGACUGCCACCUUGACGACAUCCGGCAGGACUGGACCAACCAGCAGCUCAACACCCAAAUCACCCAAUGGGUUGGUCCCACGAAUGGAAACACCUGAAUGAGGGCUGGGGUGGGGGUGGG